Molecule: messenger RNA, 1042 nt
Organism: Phragmites australis (common reed)
Lineage: Eukaryota; Viridiplantae; Streptophyta; Magnoliopsida; Poales; Poaceae
Product: protein disulfide-isomerase SCO2-like
Exons: 3
Coding region: 31-840 (269 amino acids)
Source: RefSeq, a predicted model, not a curated record
AAGCAGUUGAAAUAUCGCAACAGCCUUUAGAUGCAGGCCGUGCAAUCCAGCCUAGAACACUUUAACGGCCCACAAUUCGUCAGCCCAGCCCGCGUCCUCGUACUCUCGCAAAGAUAUCUCCUCCCUCGCGCUCAUCGCCACAUCGCCCACUUCGCCGUCGCUUCUUGCUACCACUCUCAUCUCGUCGCUGGCGAUAACCGCCGUUUCCAAGACGCAAACCCCGCCGCCGUCUCCAUGACUCCUGCAAACCCCGCCCCGCUUCUCUCGUCCCGCCCCAACCCCUUCCACCUGCCAACCCGCCGCCACCGGUGCCCCCACCCGCCCCCGGCCGCCAACACCACCGGCGCCGCCUCGUCGCCGGACUGGUUCCGCCCCCGCGGGACGCCCGAUACAGACCCCUCCACCUCCGGCGGCCGCGUCGCAGCGCGUGACCCUGGCGUGCGCGUCGAAGCCAAGGAGGGCGCCGAUGGAAAGAAAGAGGGAAGAAGGAGGAGGUGGUGGGAGCGGUGGUCCGGGGACAAGGAGAGCUACCUGGUCGACGACGUGGAGCCAUUACCGCUCCCCAUGACCAUUCCGGGGACCAAGCCGAUGUCGCGGGAGGAGCUCGACAGCCGCCUCAACUGCGACGUGGAGAUCGAGGAUUGCAAGACUGUUUCGUACGAGUGGACGGGCAAGUGCCGGAGCUGCCAGGGGACGGGACUGGUGAGCUACUUCAGGAAGAAGGGGAAGGAAACCAUCUGCAAGUGCGUGCCAUGCGCGGGCAUUGGUUAUGUAAGGAAAAUUACAUUUCGCGAAGACAUUCAAAAGAUGGACGAACUAGACAAUGGCAAACCACCAUAAUUUGAAGGGAUUGCAGUCGUUUGGCGGCUGUAAUUUUAUAACUGCUGCAGAAUAGCUUGUGCUUGCAACCUUCGACAAAUUAACCUACGAUUCUUUCCACUGCCCAAUUUAUGGUUCAGGCACGAUACAUGGAGGGGUUGCCAUUCUUUAAGCAUUGUAAACUUAUCAAUUGUGCCUAAUAACUUUAUCCUUUUGUUUUUCA